AUGGCAACUGAAGCCACCCUUGCCGCCCCCGUUGAUGCUUCUGUCCAUUCUGGCUCCAAGCUCACUAACGACGCCAACAACGACUCACACAAUGUCGGUCCAGACCGCGCGAAUUUGAACGGUAGUCCCACCGUCGAUGACUUAGAAAAUAAGCACAUCACCGGUGUUGAAGAUCAGGUCGUUUCGGCAGAUGUUAGUGUUAGUGGGGGAUCGGAUACGGAAGCAUCGCGGGCUGCUCAAGAUGGAGAGAAGGGCCACGGAAGGACGUCGUCGUCUGUCAAGAAGCCUGCAACGUUUAAGGCUGUGUCGGUCAACAAAAAGUUUCUUGCCUCGAAAGGACCCACGAGUACCUCGACGACCAAGCCGGGCGAUAAGACGAUCUCAACGUCGAUCCUGAGCUCCUCUCCAUCUGGAACCUCGACCCUCUCAUCGAGACCGAGACUUGUCGCAAAGUCAGGAACUGGCACAGGCUCCACUCCACGUGCCAACUCGGCUGCGAACGGAGGCCAGUCCGCUGCAGGCCCUGAUCCCAGCGCAGUAUGGAACAAGAAUCGACCUGUUCCUGUUCCGGAACCCAAAAAGCUAACAGAUGAGGAACUUAAGAAGUAUGGCAUUCAUAUGGCAAGUCGGCUUGCUCCCGAAAGCGGGCCGGCGCAAGGGAAUUGGGCAGACAUAGAAGACGACGACGAUGACUGGGCUCCCGAGACUAUCACCUGGACAGACGGCACCAAAACUACGCUCCCGCACCCCGACGAAACGCCUGCGCCACCGCCUGAGCCGAUCCCAGCGCCACUGAAAGAGAAGGUGAUAGAGAAGCCACAGUCGCCCGCACCACCGCCUCGCACUACUGCGUCACCCUCUAUAAAGUCUGGAGGCCUUGCUUCGGGGAAGGGGUUGAUACUCAAGGCCGGCUCUGCCGACAAGCCAACUCUCGUCGCAAAACCGCCUGCGCCUCCAACUCCAGUAAAAUCACCAUGGGCUCCUCUUCCGCCCAUUGAGAAGGCUCCGCCGGUUGUUGCCGAGCCACCCGCGCUCCAAACCGGCGCGCGAUACGCUACAAAGGACAACUUCGCCAAGAGCAACACUCCUCCGCCUCACCAUGCUAAAGAGAUCGCCGCCGAUGACUUCAGUCGAUCCGCUUGGAGAGACGGAGCCGCCGCCGGCGGAAACAGGGAGCUCUUCAAUUCCCAGUCUGGACGUUACGAGCCGGCCCCUGACCGAAGGGGCUCGAUGAGGUCCGAUGCCCACUCUAGACAGCCUGCCCUGCUGCAACGUCCAUCCCAGUCUGAUCACCCUGAGCCGUCCGCCGCUUUUCAAACCAGUAGAACUUCGGUACCCGAUGGUCCCUAUGGCAGGCGUCGCGGAUCUUCUGUUGCUAGUGGUGGAAGUGGAUCCUACCUGCAACGACCGGGCAAGGGCCAUGAAAUGCCGGCACCUCCCCAAGACCUGCUGAACGCGCGCAGAGGUUCCAUGGCUGGUUCGGUCGAUAGCCCUGUUUCCCCCCGAAAUUUCUCACCCUCAGGCCUGCAACAGGGUCCUCGAAUGCAUGGCAACCAGCAGUGGCAGCCGCGACCUUCACCGGGAACUAAUCAUGCUAGCUUGCACACAACCAGCUCUCAGCCGGUACAACCACCACCCAUGGCCCGCUUGGAGGAAGACCUCGAACUACAGAAGAAGAUCAUGCGCGAGAAGCGUGAGUUGGCAAUGCAGAGAAGGCGCGAAGAGGAAGCCCGUGAGGAGGCCGCAAGAAAAGAGCGCAUCAAGGCGAAGCUGGAAGCCAUGGGGCCGCCUCCGGAACGCAAGAGCGCUAAGAAGGAUUUGUCGCCCGAAGAUAUCAAAGCCGUUCAAGCGCAACAGCAAUCUCAACAGGAUGGCUCUACUGGCCCCAAUGCGGGCUCACAGCCGUCAGCAGCGGGCCCUGGCUCGUCAAUUGUGUCAGCAGCUGCGUCUCACGUGAGUGACAAACCGUUCAGCGACAGACCUACCACUGCCAGUGGCGAACACGGCAGAAGACAUGGUGGCCAAGAAGCGAGGCAACCCAGCUCUUGGGUGGCACCUUCACCCCAGCAGGAACGGCUUCCGACUUGGAGCUCUUCUAGUCCCCAAGCCCCUCGUAACGUAUGGGGAUCGCCUAACAACGAUCGUGGACUCGGCAAUGGAACCUUCAAUACUGACUUGGGUCGUCUGGUUGAGUCGCAGGUGGCUCAAUUGCCUGGCCAGCUUCCGCCGGCCCAGACCAAGAAGGGCCCUGCGCCCAUCGCACCACCCAGCGUGCAGCGGGGUCUACCUCAAGUCCCGACUGUCCAGCAGUCUCGCCCUGCAUCUGGAGGUACACGUGAAGUCAGUGAAAUGAGGAACAGAUGGGCCAAUUCGGUGUUGGAAGGGGACAAAACGGCUUUGGACGAGAGGAGAACACAGCGUCUCGAGCGUGAUCGAACUCUUGCUGACCGCGGGCUCACUAUCGAGCAAGCUCAAGCCUCGAUCAAGGAUACAUGGCGGCCUUCCGGAGACGGCAGGCGCGAUCCCACCCACGUCGUUCACCACGAUGUCUCCGGCCACGGGCUUGACCAGCCCCCAGUACCUACCGGCUCAUCAGCAGGUUCAAUUCUGCCCUCUACCGGACCAUCAGCCGCGACCCAGUCUCGAACCUCUUCAAGAUUCUUCCCCCCCAAGGACAGCAGACAUGAUUCUUCAGGUGCUCAUACGGAGCCGUCGAGGCCUAACUCACCUUCACCGCCGCCUCCGGAUAUGCUUGGCCACCCCGCUUUCGACGGAGACGUGCUUCAUCCUCAUGUAUCCCUUCCUCGCCCGCACCCUGUUGUGAAGCUACCUCCUUCAGCUUCAGCUACGCAACCCACGGCUUCCAGAAAUUCUGGGCAAUUCGCUUGGGCUACUCCAGCUGGGUACAAAGACGGUCCUGUAUCUCACCCUCGUGGACCUUACCAGCCAAGCCAUGUGCCGCAUCGGUCGCAAGAUCAAAGUGGAAAUGAGAAUUGGCAAGAUCGUAUAAAUAACCUGCUCAUAGGACGAAAACCGAACUCUCCCCCGAAAGCACCGGGUGUUGAGCCCGUCACUAAGAGUGCACUCGACUACUCGGGUCACUUUAAUCCGGCUACCGUCUCUCUACCUCGUUCGGCUGCUCAGCAGUUCUCAGAUGACGUGAAGUCUUUUAACACGAAGCCAAUGGCCGAAGAGUGCUUUGAGGAACAAGAGAUGGGGUCGCUCCCUCAAAUUCGACUUCCGCAUAAAAUGCCGGAUGCCGCGUGGCAUCCAGCUACCGCACCAACCAAACCAUUGCCGAGGCGUUUCUGGGUCUCCGAUGUUGAGACAGUCCGCUCAUUGUGGUUCCCUCAUGAAAUGUCAACCAGCGGCAGCGUGUAUCGCGUCCUGCUCCCCGGAAUGGCCGAGGCCAAGUCCGUUCCCCUUCCAUUCUCUCGAUCGGGUAGUAACCCUCGGCGAUCCAAUGGCCGAGGUGGGCAGCGUGGGUCUGGCCCAACUCAUCGAGGCGGCAAAGGCCGCGAGCCCUCUUACUCUGGCGAGACAAGCAAUUCAACGCCUCCUCCCAGCCGGGGAGGCCGCAGCAGCUAUCGUGGACGCGGAUCCGAGAAUUGGUCUCGCCGAACGCCUCCCACACAGACAGCAUAA
Molecule: messenger RNA, 3645 nt
Organism: Colletotrichum graminicola M1.001
Lineage: Eukaryota; Fungi; Ascomycota; Sordariomycetes; Glomerellales; Glomerellaceae
Exons: 3
Coding region: 1-3645 (1214 amino acids)
Source: RefSeq, a predicted model, not a curated record